Olea europaea var. sylvestris is the source of this 1423-nucleotide messenger RNA. Its product is annotated as RNA exonuclease 4-like. NCBI's taxonomy places the organism in Eukaryota, Viridiplantae, Streptophyta, Magnoliopsida, Lamiales, Oleaceae. Gene Ontology annotation, biological process: rRNA processing. Gene Ontology annotation, cellular component: nucleus. The transcript has 7 exons. The record is from RefSeq and is a predicted model, not a curated record. Bases 41 to 1102 code for a protein of 353 amino acids. Gene Ontology annotation, molecular function: nucleic acid binding; 3'-5' exonuclease activity.
UCUCAAUUGAGUCUCUGGAUCACUAGGAAUACCGUCAAUCAUGGACAACAGAUAUGAGUCUUCAGAGAGCCAAAGGAACAAGUGUGCUGCAUGCUAUAGACAAUUCAACAAAAUGGAGCAUUUGGUCGAACACAUGAGGACGUCAUAUCAUUCAGCACAUGAACCCAUGUGUGGAAUUUGUAAAAAGCAUUGUCGGUCAUUUGAGUCUCUAAGGGAACAUCUUAUAGGACCGUUACCCAAGGUAGAAUGUGAAAGGAUAUUUAAGGAAAGAGGGUGUGAUCUUUGUUUAACCAUCCUUAGUAGCCGUAACGCUCUCUACGUCCACCGAGAGAAAUGCCAAUUCUCACGCAGCAACAAUAUUGGUCUGACACAUCGAAUGGCAAACUUAGGCAUUCAGGAUGAUUUGAAGAUCGAUAAUAAUAGAGCAAAAGUGGUUUCACUUGCUUGCAAAAUGGUCGGUGGAGGUAGUGAUGGCUCCUUAGAUCUUUGUGCAAGGGUUUGCCUCAUUGAUGAGUAUGAGAAGAUAAUCUUUCAUACAUAUGUGAAGCCACAUCUGCCUGUCACAAACUAUAGGUAUGAAACAACAGGCAUAAGACCAGAAUUUUUAAGGGAUGCUCUGCCGCUUUGGCAAGUGCAAAAGAAGAUUCAAGAUUACUUGUGUAAUGGGGAGCCUGUAUGGCAGAUCCGCUCCAGAUGUGGAAAAGGAAGGAUCCUUGUAGGCCAUGGAUUAGAUCACGAUUUGAAAAGCCUAGAAGUCGAGUAUCCACAGAUGAUGUUAAGGGACACAGCAAAAUAUCCUCCACUGAUGAAAACGAGCAAGCUGAGCAACUCGCUGAAAUAUUUAAUGAAAGCAUACCUUGGAUAUGACAUUCAAAUUGGUAUUCAAGAUCCCUAUGAAGACUGUGUUGCAACAAUGAGGCUGUACAUGAGAAUGAGAUCACAGCGUCAUAAAGUGGAAGAAUAUCCGCUUGCUUCAGAGCCACAAAAUAGAAACAAUUUUGCAGCAUGGAGGCAAAGCGAGCUUGAGAAGAUGUCUCCAGAAAAGAUGUUGGAUAUCUCAAGGUCUGAUUACCAUUGCUGGUGCUUAGACUCUAGCAGCUAAAGAAGGAAGUGAAUUGCAAUUGAAGUACUUCUCUAAAUUGGGCACAAACAUUAGCAUGACAACCAAACAUGAAAUUUUAUGCCAUCAACUAGACCAAGCUUUUCUUAACUAAUUGCAAAGUUCAAUUUAAUUCACUUCCAGGAUGAUGUGUAGCAUCAUAAGCUAUUUCAGCUAAUCGGAUUUCACUUUCUGAAGGCAAUAGGAUCGCAUUAGAAAUUAUAAUCUAUUUCAUGAUAUAAAUGAUUGCAUUAUAUCAGUUAUCUUGUAAUUCUCAUGGUUGUAUCAGUAUGACUUAAUGUUCAAUAAAAGGCUUUCACCAUA